AAAAGUUCAGAAUUAUAUUACUGAAUAUCAAUUUUAUUUUAGAAUCAUCUAGAUGUGGAAUACGCUGUUGUUUUUGUUAUAAUUCUACCUAAAGCAUAUAAUAUUCUCUGCAUUUCUUAGAAAAACACGUGUUGCCUAAUCAUGUGCUUAGAGAUUCCACGGAAGUGUUGAAUGUAAUUCGCAUGGACAGGGCGGAUUAUCCCGGCAACAUGUCCGGAAGAUCACCCAGAGGAUGAUCUUCCUUUUCAUCCACAACUUUUCACACCAGGCAAGACUUUGAGGAUUUUAUAAAAGGCUAUCCGGUCCGCAUUCGUCAGUUAGGCUGCUCGUUGACUCCACCAGGACACCGUGUUAGGACAAGGCCUCUAACGGCGCAACCAUGGACGCGUGGGCCUUUCAGUUUGGAAACCUUUCCAAAGUCAGCCCCUUCGAGGGCCCACAGUACCACCUGGCCCCCAAGUGGGCUUUCUACCUGCAGGCAGCUUUCAUGGGCUUCGUAUUUUUUGUGGGCACCCCUCUGAAUGCCAUUGUCCUCUUCGUUACAAUGAAGUACAAGAAGCUCCGACAGCCUCUCAACUACAUCCUAGUGAACGUCUCCCUAGCAGGCUUCAUUUUCGACACAUUCUCUGUAAGCCAAGUAUUCCUCUCCGCUCUUAGAGGUUAUUUUUUCUUCGGUCCUACGUUAUGUGCGAUGGAAUGCGCAAUGGGAUCGAUUGCUGGUCUUGUGACGGGAUGGUCCCUUGCUGUUCUGGCUUUCGAGAGAUACGUGGUCAUCUGCAAACCCUUCGGAAGCUUCAAGUUUGGGCAAAGCCAGGCCCUCGGAGCUGUGGCGUUCACCUGGGUCAUGGGUAUCGGCUGUGCCACUCCUCCUUUCUGGGGAUGGAGCAGAUACAUUCCCGAGGGCCUCGGCACCUCCUGCGGACCUGACUGGUACACAAAAAGCGAGGAGUACAAUACAGAGAGCUACACUUACUUCCUCAUGGUCACCUGCUUCAUCUUGCCAAUUACCAUCAUCGUCUUCUCUUACUCACAGCUCCUGGGUGCCCUGCGUGCUGUUGCAGCCCAGCAGGCUGAGUCAGCCUCUACCCAGAAGGCCGAGAAGGAAGUGUCCAGGAUGAUUAUUGUAAUGGUUGGCUCUUUUUUGGUUUGCUAUGGCCCUUAUGCCAUAUCUGCCAUAUACUUUGGCUAUGCUGACGAUGCAAACAAGGAUUACCGUCUGGUCGCCAUCCCCGCUUUAUUCUCAAAGAGCUCCUGCGUAUACAAUCCCCUAAUCUACGCCUUCAUGAACAAACAGUUCCAUGCCUGCAUCAUGGAGACGGUAUUUGGCAAGAAGAUUGAUGAGGCCUCAGAGGUUUCCAGCAAGACCGAAACCUCUUCUGUGGCCGCAUAAAUUAUUCCACACCACAUUUACAUCUUGUCUGGACCUGUUUUCCUGUUAUCCUCCCCCUGAUUGUUCAAAUCCCGUACCUUUACACAUUGUCAAGAGCCAAGGGAGCCCCUUUGUCCCGAAGACACAGCCCGCUGGAUGGCCAAACCGGGUGAAAUAUCCUACCAUCCUUCCUGUGCAGAACUGGUACAUCUUCAAAUACGUCUUUUAUUUAUUUUUUGUAAUGAAAACACUGCUAUUUCAUGUUAAAACAAUGCAUUAUGCAUUGAUGAUGAAGUAGAAUAUUUAAUUUUCAACUCGCAAAAGAAAAUCUAAAAAAAAAAAAAGAAAGAGAGAUAAUAAUAUGAGACAUCCUCUCGUGUGAAUGGACUUGUGCAAACUGAAAAUGGAAAUUCCUGAUGCAUUGUAGUGGCAGUUUUUAUUCAAUCACAAUGAGAACUGAAGGAAACUAAGCAUUGAGAAUUUUCUAAAACCCCAUACCAAUCAAAUGUGUUCAUUUCGACAAAAGAGCAGAAUGUAACUAAGCGGUUUAUUCUCCUCUAAAGAACUUACUAAGGGACCAGCCUUCUGGCUGGCUUAGCCAAGAUAUAUAAGUUCACAAGGAAUUAUCCAAGUCCAUCCGCUUGUUUGCAGCUGAGGAACCUUUCAUUGGAAGUUUGCUGGUAACAAAUCAUGAGUGACAGCUCCUGUCCAAUCUCAUGGCUUCAUGAUGUCGGAUCUCUAUACGUAUCAACAUUACUUCUGUACAUGUUCUGUUGUAAUUAGACAUACAGUGUGCAUGAAUUUGUACAUGUUCGCUGUUUUUAGAAUUAAUAAAGAUUUAAUAAAGAUA
Messenger RNA from Megalobrama amblycephala (Wuchang bream), 2219 nucleotides. It is a transcript of the gene opn1sw1, whose product is annotated as opsin 1 (cone pigments), short-wave-sensitive 1. Gene Ontology annotation, molecular function: G protein-coupled receptor activity. Bases 380 to 1390 code for a protein of 336 amino acids. Gene Ontology annotation, cellular component: membrane; photoreceptor outer segment. The transcript has 5 exons. The record is from RefSeq and is a predicted model, not a curated record. Lineage: Eukaryota; Metazoa; Chordata; Actinopteri; Cypriniformes; Xenocyprididae. Gene Ontology annotation, biological process: G protein-coupled receptor signaling pathway; phototransduction; visual perception.